Messenger RNA from Andrographis paniculata, 1191 nucleotides. Its product is annotated as WRKY transcription factor 71-like. Gene Ontology annotation, molecular function: DNA-binding transcription factor activity; sequence-specific DNA binding. Gene Ontology annotation, biological process: regulation of DNA-templated transcription. The transcript is spliced from 3 exons. The record is from RefSeq and is a predicted model, not a curated record. NCBI's taxonomy places the organism in Eukaryota, Viridiplantae, Streptophyta, Magnoliopsida, Lamiales, Acanthaceae. Bases 67 to 1056 code for a protein of 329 amino acids.
UCUUGCACGUCAAGUUCCCUAUUUUCUUCCUCUUCGUUUUCUGCUGAAUUCCCAAUCGAUUCUGCCAUGGCUGAAGACUUCAGAGAGAUCUACUAUCACCACCCCUUUCACGACGACCAGCGCCGGAACUCCGCCGGAGACGUCGCGUUUGGGUACUCCGGCGGCCAUUCUUCCGCCUUCGCCGCCGACCAGUCAAUCACUGCUGCCAUGUUCGAUCCUUCUUAUAACCUAAGCUUCACCAAAUUCCUGCACGAGUCGACAGAUCAGAACUCGUUCUCGAGCGGCGCCGGCGCCGGCUUCGCCUUUCCGGCGACGAUGUCGGCGGAGGCAUUCGCAGUCCUCGGGAAAGAGGAGAAGCCCGCAGCGGAGGGCGUCGGAGGCCGCGAAACUCCGGCUACGACGAACUCGUCGUCGAUAUCGUCGUCGUCGACGGAGGCCGCCGCCGCCGCCGACGAAGACUCUAAAAAGGACGGCAAGGAAACCGGCGCCGAAGAGGACUCGAAAAAAGAGGUUGGUAAAACGAAGAAGAAAGCAGGAGAGAAAAAAGAAAGAGCUCCUCGAUUUGCUUUCAUGACAAAGAGUGAAGUGGAUCAUCUUGAAGAUGGAUACAGAUGGAGGAAAUAUGGUCAGAAAGCUGUCAAGAAUAGCCCUUAUCCCAGGAGCUACUACAGAUGCACGACCCAGAAAUGUCCGGUGAAGAAGAGGGUGGAGAGAUCGUACCAGGACCCGUCCACCGUCAUCACCACCUACGAAGGGCAGCACAACCACCACGUCCCCGCCACGCUGCGCGGCCAAAUGGCCGCCGGAAUGUUCGCCUCCUCCUUGCUCCACCACCACCCGCCGCCGGACCUGUUUCUGCAGAUGCCUGCAGGUCGCCAUAGCCAUAAUAAUCUCUACGGUUACGAUCCCUGCAGUUCCAACAGUUUGUACCAAUUUCAACAGCAGCAACAACAACAACAACUGCAGCAGAAUUUGACCCUAAAUCAACUGCAAUUCCAGCAUCAGCUUCCUGACUAUGGACUACUGCAGGAUAUGUUCCCCAAAUCCCAGCCCUAGCUAAUGAAAUAAAAAAAUUUUCAAUUUCUCUAAUUCAUCGUCACAUUUUCGAUUAUUUUUAUUUUUUGAUUUCUCACUCUUGCUUCUGACCAGACAUUUUUAUAUAUAUGAUUAUUAUCGUAUCAUUUCGUGCUA